Molecule: messenger RNA, 258 nt
Organism: Caenorhabditis auriculariae
Lineage: Eukaryota; Metazoa; Nematoda; Chromadorea; Rhabditida; Rhabditidae
Source: the annotation of a GenBank genome assembly
AUGAGCGCCGCUGCCGGAGGGACACACGGCUCCGGAAGCGGCGGCGAAUCCGGACGCGGAAGGCUGCGGCAGCAAGGAAGCGGUGCUCAUGGGUCGUGCGCGACGACUGUGCACGUCGUGUGGACACUCCGCGUCGGCGUGAGGUCACGCCCCGAGGCCACCGCCGCCGCCGCCGACACGCGGUUCGUACCGUUCGCGGCAAGUCGCCGCGUCCUACGUCAUCAAGGGAGCGAGCGAUCUGAGCACUUUCUUCGGUGA